CUGGAGCUAAUUUUAUAAAAUUGCUGUUCCCCUAUGUGUAUGGUUAAGGUUUUCUUCCGUUUUAAACAUCCUCCUCACAUAGGAAGGACAGAACAAUGUGAGCGUUCAAAGCUUUUGCACGAGUCAUGAAAAGGAUGCAGUGGACGUGCCACUGAUGCCCAUAAAUGGCUUCCCAAAUCACAUUAGAACAAAAGGCAGCAGUUCCAGUGGGGGCAGAAUGGACCAAUCAUGUGUGUGGGGAAAUGUUUUGAGAAAAGCAUUCAGGAUCUUUUCCCACAACAAAAGAGGAACCAAAGAUGCACAAUAGGGAGAUUAAAGGUUUAAUGAUUAUAUUGUACAAUGUCAGAGAAUAGUAGAAAUUGCAUGGUACCCUGGUAUGUUCCAGAGCUGAAUAUAACAUAUAGAGGCAGGAAGAGUGCUGAGAUCACUCAGGGACUGUGUGCGUGUGCGUAGAUUGCAGCAGCUACUGAAGAGCAGACAAAAGAAAAUCACAUAUUUUGGACUCCCUUAAGCCCUUUACAGCGGCACACUGGGGAACUUUAUGACGCAGGAUCGCACGCAUGCCCGUACUACACUUCGCAACUUUUUUACCCGUUUUUUCAGCCAUCCCUCCCAGUCUUCAGCAGGGAAUCAAGACAAGAUGUAUCCUCAGCGCCCCAUGGCACAGGCUGUGCCUCCCACACUGGGCCAGAAUCUGAGAGACCUGGCAUACGGCUUUGGUCGUGGUAAGAACCUGCUGGGAGGGAACAUCGCUUACGGGGUCAUCCAAUCUUUGAAAGAGUGUCUUUACUUCCUGCUCUGCUGCUGGUGCAUAAAAGAGAUCCUGGACUGAAACAAAGGAAAUAGAAUCCAAGAUGAUAUGAAAAUGUCCCUGAUUGAAGUGGCAUGUUCCCAGCAAUGUUCAGCAGAUCCAUCAAGGAUAACUGACUUGUCAGAACUGUGACCACAGAGGCCUUUAACCAUGACGUAAAGAAACAGCUUUGUGUUGUGUUCAGCUCCAAAUGCAAUAAAGUUUGGGUUUGUCUUAAAGAAACAACAGGAAACCCUUAUAUUAGCCCCCCAGUUUAGUUAUCUGGUAAUUCUCACUCAUCUGCUAGCGCUAUCUCUAUCAUAAGACAGCUACCAACCAGGUAGGGUGAAGGGUAACACGUGAGUCAUAUGAAACCAGCCAACUGUAUCUUUUCAAAUUGUUGCUUAUGCUGUAUCACACACAGAGGAAAGCGCUAUCAACCCUCUUCUGCACACAUGAACUCACAGACACUUGCGAUUGGCUAGUGUUGCUGUGAUUGACAGAAGAGAGCAAGUCUCCCAACCAAAGAGCCCAGCCAAUUUCUCUUGGUUCCGAUCCACAGAUGGCUUUGGUAUCGUCGGGGUUUGAACUUCCUAACUCCUGAGGAUAGUGUUAUAUUGGUGGCUUUUUUUUAAAUAAAUAAAAGAGCAAGAGUGCGA
Neoarius graeffei (lesser salmon catfish) is the source of this 1449-nucleotide messenger RNA. It is a transcript of the gene lenep, whose product is annotated as lens epithelial protein. Bases 542 to 832 code for a protein of 96 amino acids. The transcript is spliced from 2 exons. The record is from RefSeq and is a predicted model, not a curated record. Lineage: Eukaryota; Metazoa; Chordata; Actinopteri; Siluriformes; Ariidae. Gene Ontology annotation, biological process: multicellular organism development.